AUGUAUUACGAACUCAAAAUAAAAGAAACCAAAACUCUCAUUAUGACAAUUCUUACACUUCUGAUAGUGGUGGUGCCUAUUCAUUGGAUGAUUCAGGCCGGUCUAAGUGUUGUUACAUCGGAUGCUUGUUAAAGACAAUGGGCUAUUGAUUAGAAUAUGAAAGGAAAUCUUGAUGAAACUUAUGCUCGAUUUGCAAAGAAUUGUUAUUGAGUUUAUACGCAAAAUGUGCAAAUUAAUAUUUAUAAAUAAUGAAAUAAAAUCCCGUAGCACCACCUACAAAAUAAUAGCCAUAACAACAACCUCCUGCCAAGGAUCCUCCCAAAACUACUGGCAAACCUACUGAUUAAAAAUAACAACAACCAUAACAACAACAGCCGAUCCAAUAACCAAAAACUGUCCAGCCAUCUUCACCCAAAAAAGAAACUGUCAAAGCUGCCACUAAUGAUAUAGAUCACAUCCAAAAGAUGAAGCAAACAAUGAUGGACUUUUAAAAUAAGUAUUUUGAAACGCUCAAAAGUAAGCAAGAUUCCAUCUCUCAAAAGCUCUCUUUAAGAAAUGCCGAAAGGGUUGAAGAUAAAAUUCUUAAUGCAAUUCGCAAGGGAGUCUUGUAAUUAGAAAAUUCUAAAUAUAACUAUGUCGAAGGACAUAUGAUGGAUAAAAAAGUCUUGAUUGUUGAAAAAGAAAAAGAUCAAUUGUAAACCAAACUAUAAAAUGUUGAUACUGAAUUGAAAACACUCAAGAGCCAGAAAAUCAACAAUGCCUAUAGUGCCUAUAGUUAACCUACUCUCAAAUUGUAUAUGCAAGAAGAGAAUCUGAACAAGUAACAACAAGCCCAAGAGACAGUCUAGAAGAUCCAAAAUGAAGCCAAGACAAGAAGAGAAAAAACCAAUAAAAUAUUGAGUGAGAAAGAGAAGAGAGAGAAGGAAGAAGAAGAAAGGAAAAAAUUAGAAGAUGCUGUCAAAACGAAAUAAUUGAAAGAACAGUUACAUGCUAAAUUACGAGAAAAUAUAGAAGAUUUGAAAGCAAAAUAGAAACAAAGACUUGAGAAAAUGGAUAAAAUCGAAGAUGAAUAUUUCAAGAGUUUAAAUGACAAAUUAUCUAAAAUGAAUAAAGAAAGAUCAUUAAUUGCAUCCGUCGAUAUUCCUAAGGUUUAAUUGAAACCAUACAAAAAUGAGGGUUAAAAAAAGGAUAAAAAGAAAAAAAUUAGACCCAAAAGUGCAUCUCCCAAUAGUAAAUUAAUACAUCCACCCAAAAAAAUUGAAAUUGAAUAACCAUUGUAUAUGAGGGUACUCGAUAAGUUUAAUAAAAAAAUACAAAAAUAACAGGAAAUUGUGAAUUUGGAAAGGAAAUUGAAAAUGGAAAAGAAUGAAUUUUAUAAUUAAGAAUAUGAGGAUCACAUGAAAGAAUAUUUAAAGAAACUUAAAAUGAAAAAAAGAGAAUAUGAAGAAAAAAGAAUGAAGGCCCUUGAAAAAUUAGGUUUAGAAGCUGGUAAAUAUAGUUAAAAUGUUAAUGCAAGUUUUGAUUCAAAGCUCUGGUUAUUAUAAGAGUCUAGAGUUAAUAAAUCACUUGAUGAUAUUUCAAUCAUACCCAAAGAGACUUUAAUUAAUUAAGCAAAAGAAAAAAAAUAAAAAAUCGUUGAUUAUGAUAAGAAAGUAAAAGAAACCAUUAAAAUUCAAAAAGAUAAAGAAAAAGAAGAAGAAUUAAUGGUUUAAAGGGAUAAAACAAUUCAUCCUGAGAGAUACAUUCGAAUGGUCAAAAAAAAUGAUAAAGAAUAAGAAAAAGAACCUGAGUUUGAAAUAUUCUAAAGACAAGAAGAAGCAAGAUAAUAGAAAGAAAAAGAAACUAAAGAAAAAGAAUUGGAGAGAUAUAGAAAAUUAUAAGAGAAAGCUAAAAAGGACCUUGAAUAGUCAAUCAUAUUGAGUAAAUAGAAAGAAGAAGAUAAGAAGAAAAAGGAUGAAUUUGAUUACGAAUAUGAAGAAACCCUAGCCAAAUAAAAAGGAAAGGAAUAUUUAAAAGAAUUUAGAGAAUUACAUUAAAAGGCUCUCGAAUUAGAAAAAGAAGAGAGAGAAAAAUAAUUGAAAUUACUCCAAGAAUAAUAGAAAAAGAAAAAGUUAGAAUUACCUCAAAUCACUUCCACUCCAAAAAUUAUUAAAAACUAAACCUUAGGAACACUUGAGAGACAUGAUUAUUUAUAAGAAGUUUUGUAAUAAGCUAAAAAAGAAAGAGAAGAAAGAAAGGAAAAAGAAAGAUUAGAAAAGGAGGAGAAAAUUAAGGAAGAAGAAAGAAGAAAAGAAGAAGAAAGACGAAAGAGAGAAGAAGGUCUUGAGUAAUAAACACCAAGAAAAGUCGUUAACAUAAAUGAUUUAGAUGAAGAGUAGAAAGACGAAUUAAGAAAAAAGAAAUUGGCUUUGCAUAAUUAAAAGGUUGACAAAAUUAAAAAAAAAUAUAUUGAUGAUAAAACCUAUGGUGAACCAUCAUAACAAGAGAGUUACUUGAAAAAAAAGGCAGAUUAAGUAAAUAGAUUAGAAAAAUAAACUAAAAGCAUGGAAUCUAUAGUAGAAGCUUCUUGGACUACCAAACCGCUAAAAGCAGUAGAAAAAGCAUAAGAGGUAGACGCACUUUACAUUAAGUCAAUUCAAUAAAAAUUAAGUUUAUUAUCAACUGCUUAAAAAGCUUGA
Messenger RNA from Paramecium tetraurelia, 2678 nucleotides. RefSeq lists its product as uncharacterized. Lineage: Eukaryota; Ciliophora; Oligohymenophorea; Peniculida; Parameciidae. The record is from RefSeq and is a predicted model, not a curated record. The transcript is spliced from 8 exons.